Messenger RNA from Urocitellus parryii (Arctic ground squirrel), 1446 nucleotides. RefSeq names its product myelin P2 protein. NCBI's taxonomy places the organism in Eukaryota, Metazoa, Chordata, Mammalia, Rodentia, Sciuridae. Gene Ontology annotation, biological process: membrane organization. Gene Ontology annotation, cellular component: myelin sheath. The record is from RefSeq and is a predicted model, not a curated record. Gene Ontology annotation, molecular function: lipid binding.
GUCUCCUGAAUCCUACCAAGAACUGUGUUCAACUCUCAGUCGUCACCAUGAGCAACAAAUUCUUGGGCACCUGGAAACUUGUCUCCAGUGAGCACUUUGAUGACUACAUGAAGGCUCUAGGUGUGGGGCUAGCCACCAGGAAACUGGGAAAUCUGGCCAAACCCAGUGUGAUCAUCAGCAAGAAAGGGGACUAUAUUACUAUACGAACUGAAAGUGCUUUUAAAAACACAGAGAUCACCUUCAAGCUGGGCCAGGAAUUUGAAGAAACCACAGCUGACAAUAGGAAAACCAAGAGCAUUGUAACCCUGGAGAGAGGCUCACUGAAUCAAGUACAGAAAUGGGACGGCAAAGAGACCACCAUAAAGAGAAAGGUGGUAGACGGAAAACUGGUAAUGGAAUGUAUGAUGAAGGGCGUGGUGUGCACCAGAAUUUACGAGAAGGUCUGAGAAAAACAUUGACCCACUGAGUGGUAUUUAGUCACUUAAUAUUGGAAAUAAAUUGCUUCCAUUGGCAAGACCCAACUACUCUCCAGUUUGCUUUUGGGUUUGAAUUUUUUUGUUUUUGUUUUCGUUUUUGUUUUGUUUGGGUUUUUGUCUUCACAUGCCAGAUUGACAAAGCCCUUAACUGAGUCUUAAUCUAAAAACCACUGCUAUUUAAAUAUUUUCAGUUUGUGUACAUGUCCUUAUCAUAUUAACUCAUCUAUGUUUGGCCAGACUUAAAUAAUUGCUAAUGUCAUUAAUUUCUAAGAAAUUAUAAUCUAUGGUGUUCUGAUUAUUUAAAAUAAUGAUUAAAAAGAAGUAAUGGGAUAGUAAAAGGAUGUAAAAGUUUACUGAUGGGGGUAGCAAACUCAAACGCCUUCUGGGACCAGAGAGUUAUAAGCCCAUAAGGAAGCCACAAAGAAGCAAUUCAGAAAGAGCAGUUUUAAAUGAAGGAGUCCUAGUUUCAACUAAAAGGAGCAACCUUAACUUCAACCAGUUUUUUUUAAAAAUUAAGGGCUAGUUUAUAGGCAGUGAAAGGCACAGAUACUGAGGACAGAGUUGAAUGCAUUGUGACAGAUGCAAGCACUCAUAUAACUCUCAUCUAAACCAAGAUACAAAACAUUUCCUUAAUCCCAGAAAGUUUUCUCAAUCCCCUUCCCAGGCAAUGCCCUGCCCUGUCCCAUCCCUACCGAAAGCAAGUACAGUAGUGAUUUGGUUCUAUCACCAUAAGUUAGUUUUGUGUGUUCCUAUAUAUGGAACCAUAGUGUUUUCUGUUUGCCCAUUUAAACUUAGUAUUCUUUAAAAUUCAUCCCUAUCGUUGCAUGUAAUAGUGGUUUGAUCCUUUUGUUCCAAAUACUAUUCCAUUGUAUGAUUAUGUCGUUUUAUCUGUUUAUCCUUCAGUUAAUACAAUUAGGCUGUUACCAAUUUUUGGCUACUGUGAGUAAAGCUGCUACAUUCUUGUACAAGA